This is a messenger RNA of Thamnophis sirtalis, 378 nucleotides long. Lineage: Eukaryota; Metazoa; Chordata; Lepidosauria; Squamata; Natricidae. The record is from RefSeq and is a predicted model, not a curated record.
AUGAAUUUGCACCGGAACAUCCGGCGCCGUUUCCAGAAGGGCGAGAAGCCUUUCAAAUGCGAGUUCGAGGGCUGCGAGAGACGCUUCGCCAACAGCAGCGACCGGAAGAAGCAUUCCCACGUGCACACCAGCGACAAGCCCUACAACUGCAAAGUGCGGGGCUGCGACAAGUCGUACACCCAUCCCAGCUCUUUGAGGAAGCACAUGAAGGUCCACUGCAAAUCCCCGCCUCCCAGCUCGGGCUACGAGUCGUCCACCCCCUCACUGGUCUCUCCUUCGUCCGACUGCGGCCGGGACCCCCCUCAAGCGCCGCCGCCACCCCCGCCGCCCCCAGCGGCCUCCUCCACCCAGGCGGCAGCCAACCUGAGCGAAUGCUGA